This is a messenger RNA of Mizuhopecten yessoensis (Yesso scallop), 4559 nucleotides long. Its product is annotated as voltage-dependent L-type calcium channel subunit beta-1-like. Gene Ontology annotation, molecular function: protein binding; high voltage-gated calcium channel activity. Gene Ontology annotation, biological process: regulation of voltage-gated calcium channel activity; neuromuscular junction development; calcium ion transmembrane transport. The transcript has 11 exons. The record is from RefSeq and is a predicted model, not a curated record. Gene Ontology annotation, cellular component: voltage-gated calcium channel complex. The coding region runs from base 2075 to 3685 and encodes 536 amino acids. NCBI's taxonomy places the organism in Eukaryota, Metazoa, Mollusca, Bivalvia, Pectinida, Pectinidae.
CACACAGUUGUUCCCUCUGUCAGCACUGCAAAUCCAUAUUCUCUAUGAUGAUGUUACACUUCCUAUAGGCAGUCACGACGGCCAUGUUGGAUCUUCAGUCUGCAGCUUCGAUCCCAAUCGUGUGAUCUUUUAUAAGGUUUACACCUUAUCUUGUAAACAGGGGUACAAGGGGAUUAUAGAGUUGUGUUGGUCUGUCCGGUGUUUUCCGGGAAGUGUGUUCGGGUGUGGACGCGGGUUGGACUGACCCACAGUCAGUGUCAGCAAGCUGUCACUGAUCCUGUGGCGACAAGUUGACUGCAAGCAGAUAAUCAACAUAGUCUGAGUCGGACAGCUUACACUGGUCAGUCUGACGACUUACAUCGGUCACCCAAGACUACAGUCUUAAUCAGUGUAUGGGUCAGCGCUGGCUAUAUAGUACAAUCGGGACUGACCAAUAAGUGGACAAUACACAAGACUCUGAUGCUCAAAAGUCUUAGAUAAAAGGUAGUGAUAGGGUAUUUUGGUCUAGAACUGUUCACUGACCGAUGAUAGCUGGAGGCUAUUUAUAGAUGUACACCUGAUAUUCCUGACCUAGGCUGUGAACUAGACUAUAUGGUGUGUGUUGUAGUACGGUUGGUGUUUUAAUACACCAGGUAAGCUUCAAGGUACAGAUGUACUAGGCUACCUCAAAGACAUUCUAGUUUUACCAACACCAUAUCGGUACUGUUCCACCUGUUGACCGAUCACAUACAACGUAAAAUCUGUGAUUGCUGAUUCAGCAGAUUUUGUCCUUGCGGAGCGAGACAGCAGAUUUUGUCCUUGCGGAGUGAGACAGCAGAUUGUAAACAGACAGAGAACUUGAGUGUAAGAAACGUAUUGCUGCUUCGGGAGGCUGAUAUGACGGCUGGUAGCUCACUUCAUACCUUUGUGUCAUACGUGUGUGUCAUACGUACAGGAUUGAUUUUUACCUGAACACUGGUAACGAUACCUCGUCAAUGGGAUCAGGGUGAUAUACUGUAGCAACAGACAGAAUUACCAUCGGAAUGUUUACUGCUGAUGAGACGUAUUAGCACUCAAUAUUAACAUUGUGCAUGUGACUCAUGAUUGGAUCUCACCUGACGUUGUGUGUUGUACCACUGGGGUAGUAAACAGCUGUGACGGUCGGGUGCGGCCAUACAUAGACACAGAUUUGGCUCCGAGAAUCUGCCUCCAUUUCUAUCACAUUAAAGAAGAGGUCCCAUACCAAAAUUCACGAUAGACUGGAAGUUUGGUUCACAGACUUUUGAAUCGAAUCAACUUGUCCAAACAUACAUUUCUGUGAUGCAAAGUUGCUUGGAUUAAGUUUAAUAAUUCAAAAAAAUAAUUGCAAGAUCAAAGAGUCAACACAUUUUUGACUGUUUUGCAGUAGCCGUACAUUCAGAUAAAUCUCAAGUUUGAUGAAAGACAUUCAGAACGAGUGAAGAAAUUCAGUUUGAUCAUUUCGUGAUUUCGAGACACUCGGAUAAAAGAAAAGGAUUGAGAGAGUUACUGGGAUGUUGGUACUUUAAACCACUGUACUGUAGGGGUUGUUGUGGUGGAUCUUACUGCUUGAGGCGGUGGUGUUUUUAAUCUGAAUGGACUGUAAGAUCUGUAACUGUUGUUGGGGCUAGAGGUUUUGGAGGGGGACUGGACUGUGAGAUCUGUAACUGUUGUUGGGGCUAGAGGUUUUGGAGGGGGACUGGACUGUGAGAUCUGUAACUGUUGUUGGGGCUAGAGGUUUUGGAGGGGGACUGGACUGUGAGAUCUGUAACUGUUGUUGGGGCUAGAGGUUUUGGAGGGGGACUGGACUGUGAGAUCUGUAACUGUUGUUGGGGCUAGAGGUUUUGGAGGGGGACUGGACUGUGAGAUCUGUAACUGUUGUUGGGGCUAGAGGUUUUGGAGGGGGACUGGACUGUGAGAUCUGUAACUGUUGUUGGGGCUAGAGGUUUUGGAGGGGGACUGGACUGUGAGAUCUGUAACUGUUGUUGGGGCUAGAGGUUUUGGAGGGGGACUGGACUGUGAGAUCUGUAACUGUUGUUGGGGCUAGAGGUUUUGGAGGGGGACUCAUGUCUGUACUAUGGUAGCUGUGAAGAUCCAGUCACAGGACCAGUAUAACCUGCUCGACAGUUCUUCAUCCAUUUCCUUGGGAUCAGGAGACUCCAAUAUAAGUCAGCCUUCGUCCGACAUUUCUCUAGACGAGGAACGAGAAGCCCUGCGGCGGGAGACAGUGCGGCAGGCAUUGGAUCAGCUGCAAAAGGCACGGUCCAAACCAGUGGCCUUCGCAGUUCGUACCAAUGUGGCUUACGAGGGUUCACAGGACAUGGAAUGCCCAGCCCAUGGGCAUUCAGUGUCUUUCGGUGUCAAAGAUUUUCUCCACAUAAAGGAGAAAUUCAACAAUGAAUGGUGGAUAGGAAGGCUGGUGAAGGAAGGCUGUGAUGUGGGCUUCAUACCCAGCCCUGCCAAGCUGGAGAAUCUGAAGGUACAGCCUAGCAGUAGUGGAGGCCGGCCCACCAAGGUCUACGCCAAUAAAACACCCUCAUCUUCCAAUAUAGAGAGUCUGUUGGGAACAGGUGGGACCGGUACAAACCCCUCGUCUAAUUCCCGUGGCUCCACCCCGCCCACGCCAGAUGUGGAAAAUGGCAUUGAGAGUACGAUGGGGGAAGACAGCGACAGCGUCGGCAACUCCAAGAUGGGCAAGAGUAGCGUCACACCUCCCUCGAAGGAAAAGAAGAAACCUUUCUUUAAGAAGUCUGAGAGUAUCCCGCCCUAUGAAGUAGUGCCUUCUAUGAGACCCGUGGUGUUGAUAGGGCCCUCACUAAAAGGUUAUGAAGUAACGGACAUGAUGCAGAAGGCCCUGUUUGACUUCCUCAAACACAGGUUUGAAGGGAGGAUUAUAAUCACGCAGGUAGCAGCAGAUAUAUCAUUAGCUAAGCGCCAUCCUUACAAUAAGCCAGGGAACCGGAUGCUUUCACCCAAGACGCCUGGUAUAGGUGAGGUGCAGUUUCAGAUAGAGCGGAUAUUUGACCUGGCGCGGUCACUUCAAUUGGUUGUGCUGGACUGUGACACUAUAAACCAUCCCUCUCAACUCACCAAGACCUCUCUAGCUCCUGUUAUUGUAUAUGUCAAAAUUGCAUCACCAAAGGUACUACAGCGAUUAAUCAAAUCCCGUGGGAAGUCCCAGAGCCGGAAUAUGAAUGUUCAGCUUGUGGCAGCAGAUAAACUAAACCAAUGUAGUCAGGAUAUGUUUGAUGUUGUACUGGAUGAGAACCAACUAGAAGAUGCCUGUGAGCAUCUGGCCGAGUUUCUGGAGGCAUACUGGCGGGCCACACAUCCUCCUAACAACACGCCUCAGUCGCCACGGCAACAUGGCCAGGGUCCUCCCUCGCCAAACCCGCUGUCGCGUCACAACACACUGCCGGCUCACAUGUCUUCUAACAGAGCGCACAGUAUGGACCGCAGGGAUUCGCCCGACCGACACCCGCGCGGAAGUCACCAUGAUUCGUAUGAUCACGGUGGAGGGCGUGAUAGACAUUCACAUGAUAAUGACGUCAGCCCAUCACAUGACAAACUUCAUCAUGAUCAUGAUCACGGAUCUGCUGACUAUGAUCGGGAUAGUGGUUACGAAAAGGCUGAUAGGAGAAGGGACUAUGUAGGUCAUAGUGACCGAGAGCCACGUGGUCAUAGUUAAGAUCACCGACGGGCUGAUCAUGGGUCACGCCCAUACGGUCGGGAACGCGACACAAUAGGCAGUAAAUAUGGCUCCUCUCCCAGAAACUCGAGUUAUCAACAACAAAUGAAACAAGCCAGUAUUGACAUCUAGUUCACACAGGGGUUGAGCACUGUCAGUAGGUGAUGGGCUCCAGCCACUUCGAUACUAACAAAUUGCGUUCUUCUGUUUGACAUCCCAGUAUGUAGUAGAACUAUUGAGUGAUAACCCAUCAAUGAUAAAAAUUGAUAAUUAUUGAGUGCAAUUGAUGAUGAAGAUGAUGUUGACCAUGACCUGCAACUUUUGACCCCACAACCUUUUUUCAGUUGAGAAUUUUUGAUCUUGUUUUCUAAUGUUGUGCAGACCUAGGUUGACUUGAGUGUUGAUGCUGAUGUAGGGGGAGCGUGUGUGUAGUGAUGAUCUUCAUCUAAUCUGCUGCGUGUCCGUGUAAAAGGAUAAUCAAAUGUUUGUAACUAUGGCGACGGUUCGUCAAGGAUUGUAGAGGUGAGAGCUGAUAAGACUUAGCCUUUGUUACUUAGCAACCAAAGUUUGUUACUCACGGUGGUAGCAAUAACACAACCCCUUCCAACCAAAAUACGGUGUCCACUUACUAUGAAUCAUGGUGGAAAAAGUCCAGUUACAGUUAGGGCUACAGAAUUUAUAUGUUAAUCUUUUCAUUGUCGAUUAUAGAGUUGUCUCCCCUAGUGGUGUAUGUGAUGGUAGUUAUGGUAGAGCCACUGUACUGCUGACUACGGUGAUUGAUAGCGGUAUUGUCAGGCAUGAGAGUCAAACAUUGCUUUACCUCUUUACGUCAAUUGGCCGAAACAAGUCAAACAUGACAUGUGUCACCUAAAAA